AUGGACGCUAUGGACGAAGAAGUGAAGCUGCUGAAGGCCAAAUCAGACGGGUGCGUACGGCUCAUCGAAAAGCACAAAGCGCUUCACAACACGACUCUCGGCGAGUAUCAAGAGCUCGACAAGUACAUCUCGAGCCUUACGACUUCGCUCGAAGAGCUUCAGAGCUAUUGCGCCAACCUUGAGAGCUCUCGUCAGACCUGUAACCACUGCAACUCUUCCUUCACUGGUGAAAAGGAGCCCCAUGAAGAAAACCUGCACGCCAACGGUGCGGAUGCGAUGGACACAGAGAAUCCCGUGGUGCCCCGGAUCUGA
Messenger RNA from Acanthamoeba castellanii str. Neff, 312 nucleotides. RefSeq lists its product as uncharacterized. Lineage: Eukaryota; Discosea; Longamoebia; Acanthamoebidae. The record is from RefSeq and is a predicted model, not a curated record. The transcript has 2 exons. The coding region runs from base 1 to 312 and encodes 103 amino acids.